Molecule: messenger RNA, 2697 nt
Organism: Nerophis lumbriciformis (worm pipefish)
Lineage: Eukaryota; Metazoa; Chordata; Actinopteri; Syngnathiformes; Syngnathidae
Gene: exo1
Product: exonuclease 1
Biological process (GO): DNA recombination; mismatch repair
Cellular component (GO): nucleus
Molecular function (GO): DNA binding; 5'-flap endonuclease activity; metal ion binding
Source: RefSeq, a predicted model, not a curated record
AAUCUCCAGUCCUUUCCCCUGCCACCGCGUUGCAACACCGAGUGAGAGGCAGUAGAUGAGGAAUGACUCAUAAUCCUUGCAAAGGGGGUCGGAAACUAGCGUCUUUGUAAUCUGACAAGUGUACCAACUUGUCAGAAUACAUCCUCGUCCUUCUACUAUCCAGUUUUACAGUUUCCAGUGUAGCUACAAUACCUGUAGCCAAAAUGGGCAUCCAAGGACUGCUGCAGUUUAUCAAAGAUGCAGGAGAGCCCAUCAAUGUGAAGAAAUACAAAGGCCAGACAGUGGCUGUGGACACGUAUUGUUGGCUUCAUAAAGGAGCAUUUUCAUGUGCUGAGAAGCUUGCUAAAGGGGAGCCGACUGUUCAGUAUGUAUGGUACUGCAUGAAAUAUGUGGACAUGCUGUUGACCUUUGGUGUGAAACCAAUCCUAGUAUUCGAUGGACGCAAUCUACCUUCAAAACGAGAAGUGGAAAAGGCUCGCAGAGAGCGCCGAGAAGCUAACCUUCAAAAAGGCAGACAGCUGUUGCGUGAAGGCAAGCAUUCUGAGGCCAGAGACUGUUUCACUCGCUGUGUUAACAUCACUCCAGCCAUGGCUCAUAACCUGAUUAAGACUGCACGGGCAAAGGGAGUAGACUGUGUGGUGGCUCCAUAUGAAGCUGACGCUCAGUUGGCCUACUUGACUAAAUGUGGUUUGGCUCAUGCAGUCAUCACGGAAGACUCUGACCUGCUUGCAUUUGGCUGCAAAAAGGUGAUUCUGAAAAUGGACAAACAAGGGAAUGGCUUGGAGAUAGAUCAAAGUAAUCUCGGCCGAUGUCGCGCUCUGGGGAACGUCUUCACUGAGGAGAAGUUUCGCUACAUGUGCAUCCUUUCCGGUUGUGACUACCUGGCCUCCCUGCAUGGCAUUGGCCUGGGCAAGGCUUGCAAACUGCUACGGAUUGCGAGUGACCCUAAUAUUCUCAAGGUGAUCAGGAAGAUGAACCAGUACCUAAAGAUGAACCUAGUAAUCCCAGAAGAGUACAUUGAAGGGUUCGUCAGGGCCAAUCAAACCUUCCUUUACCAGCUGGUGUUUGAUCCUGUCAACAGGAAGCUUGUCCCCCUCAACGCAUACCCAGAAGACAUCAACCCAGCCACCCUCAGCUAUGCCGGAGUUCCUUUAGGAGACAACACAGCCUUGCAGAUGGCCUUAGGGAACCUUGACAUCAACACACAGGAGAAAAUAGAUGAUUUCGACCCAGACAUACCUAUGGCACAGUCCGCAAGACAACGCAGUCACAGCUGGAAUGAGAACAGGGUUUCCGCCCAGCUCAGUAUCUGGAGUAGAAAGAUGAAGGGUGUCCCAUCACCGCAGCCUGCAACUUCCCUUGACAGGCCUCCUUCCACCAGGGGGAAGGAGAGGAUCAUCAGCCUGGCUGGUGUCGGGCUUCCCUUGAAGAAUGUACAAGCGAAGAGACCUCGACUGGACAUCAGUCCGUCAGAUCAAGAUGUCCUGCAGCAGUACUCUUCCAGCGUGAAGCGAGCAAAGACCGAGCAGCAGCAGCCAGACGAUUUAACGCAGACCGGUCAGCCACGGCCGCGGAACCGCUUCGCUACGGUUUUGCAGAUGAGGAACCAGGAUGCUGAUGAGAACGGCCCAGCCAUAAGCAGCAGAUUCUUCAGUAAUUCCAGUCCAGCUGCCAGGGAUGUGCAGGAAUCUGCUCAGGUGGGUUUCAGUCGCAAAGCUUGCAGCGGUGUCAAGGACACCCCCGCUGUCACUGACCAGACCAGUGACAGCGACGGUCCAGAUGUCUCAUCUGUGGAGACACCCAGUCCACCUCCAUCUCCAAAUACCACCGUCCCCCGCUCAGGCAGCCAAGGUCUCAGGCUGUUUAACUGGUCAGGUUGUUCGCCGUCGAUGGAUCGAUCGCAGACACCAAAGUCGAUGUCAGGUCUGAACACGCUGCAGCAUUUCCAGUACAAGAAGGACAGCUUCUCCAUUUCCACAAAGUCCCCAACUGACAGGCAGCCAGAUGAUGAGGUCAACCCUACAACCUCCCAAGACAGCGCUUAUUUUUCCCAGUCCCAGCCUUCUCUUGCUUCCCUACACAUAGAAAAAGCCCUCUCUAGUGACUUGAAUGUCUUUCAUGAGGAGCAUGCUGCACCUAAAAUGGAAUCAAAAGAAGAUUCAGAGCACAGUCCCACAUGUUCAAAGGAAGAUCAUAAAGUAGGAAUCUUGAAAUCAAAGGUUGCCGGUCUGCCAAAGCCCAAGUUGUGUCGUCUGGUUAAGGACACACAGGUGCAAGCACUGUGCGCAGCCAGGGCUAGCGGGCUGAGGAAGAAAACUGGGGUUUUUGGGAGGAAAUCCUCCAACUCAAACAUUGAGAACAACCCUGGUGUACAAGCCACCAUCAGCUGUCUCUGGAAGAACUACAGCUUUAAAAAAGAUACCCAGAGGAUGACGUCCUUUACGAAAGGAGAGCCAGAGUAUCCACUUAAAGGCAACCUGUUGGCCAGUUAACCCACAACAAGCAGAUUGCAAUAUUUCUUUUUUUAAACAUACCGUGUAUGUCCACCAUCAUUUCACCAAUAAUUGCACACUUUUUAAAUAAAGCUACCUUCUACCCACACAUUCCACAUCUGAUGUUGUUGACUGUGGUCCAUCUUCCAGUCUCUCCAGGAUUUUCCUUUUUUUGUGAUUGUUGAGACCAAAGUAUCUGGUUUCG